Hyaloscypha bicolor E is the source of this 4010-nucleotide messenger RNA. Its product is annotated as centaurin beta. Bases 358 to 3723 code for a protein of 1121 amino acids. The record is from RefSeq and is a predicted model, not a curated record. Gene Ontology annotation, cellular component: cytoplasm; endosome; trans-Golgi network. Gene Ontology annotation, biological process: intra-Golgi vesicle-mediated transport. NCBI's taxonomy places the organism in Eukaryota, Fungi, Ascomycota, Leotiomycetes, Helotiales, Hyaloscyphaceae. The transcript is spliced from 6 exons. Gene Ontology annotation, molecular function: protein binding; GTPase activator activity.
UCAACUCGAUCCGAACUUGUCAAAACAGAAGCACCGGAUCCCAGAUCUGAAACGUAAAAAUCACUCGGAUGUGUCCUUUAUAUAAACUAAAUUAAUCGCUCUCCAACCCGCGUUGAAAGUUCGCAUUGCCGAAGCGAGCCUGCAAUUCUACUCACAGGCAUCUCCAUACAUUGGCUCAGAAGCACUGCGCCUUUUCCGCUCUCUCCAAGCAUUUGUUCUUUGGAUAACCCUUAUUUCGACAUCCACCUAGAUGAUACUGAUCAUAAUACCGUCUGCGUUCGAUCGCAUUAUCAGAGCAAGAGCCUCCGCUCCUGUAAUCAACCUUUGAGCGCUGUGGUGGGGUAAAUAGACUUCAAGAUGGGCAAUGUGAGCAGCAGGCCCGACGAGGGCGCUGCGCUCUACCUGAGGGAUCAGACUCGAUUAACCAUUUCCUCGCUGUCGGUUACCAAUUCUCGACGUAGAACUGUCCUGAAUGUCGUUCCAAAUGCGUUCCCCGCGACGAGAGUGUCUGCAACUCGAGAUCUUGGAGAUAACGCUGUGGUGGAAUUUGUCCAGGACCCUGAACCCUCGUCUUCUUCGACAUACCCGAAUUUCAUCCUCAAGCUCAACAAUGAUGACGAACUCACAUUCGGAUUUACUUUUGUAAUCAGACAGACACAACAGAUUAUUCCAGGGGCCAACGGUGCACAAGAUACAGCCGGCGGUCUAGUCGAUACCACUUUAAACGGGCUUACAUAUGUAUCCGCUUCGACGGCAAAAGAAGUCGAGACUCUUGUCACUCGAGAAUUCCACGCCGAUCCAAAUCUACACAAGAAUGCAAAUGUACAAUUAGUAGGGGAUUAUUCGACAGGUGGAAGUCAAUCAGUAUCGUUUGAAUGGUCCUGGAAAUGGCGGCCGCCGAAGCCUAGUGAAGAUAGGGGAGGCGGUUGGAGGAACAAUUGCAGCUUUGUUGAGUACGAUCAAAGAGCCCAUCGUUUGAACACUCUUGCCAGCUUUUCAUUCUGGGUUUCAAACCCACAGCAAUUUCUAAGCCAACCGAACUCUCCUUCUCCUAUUUUCAACCUUGUUCCUCCUCCGAAGAGCCGUAUACCUUCCUCGCAAUCCGUGGACUCUCGUUUGAGUGCUUCAGAUGCUCGCGAUUAUGAUGAACCUCCUUCUCCGAAUAUGUUGCCAAGCGAAGGACCAGUGGGCGUAGGACAGAUACCACAAAAGGAUCUCAUCAAGGUCGAUGUUUCGUGCCAGCGGCCUGGCGAAGAUAUGAGUGCUACAGAGGAUGGACCAUUGUUCCGAGCUACUAUGAAAGCCCUGGAGCAAAAGACUGGUAGUAUGCGGCAACGCAUGAAGAAGGUGCUGAAGAAGGCAGAGGCCGCACACGUGGCUCAAAUAGAGUGCAACGAUGCGAUCGCUGGAUUCAUGGACGCUCUCCGAGAAGCCUCAUCCUCGAACGCAAAUGCAGUACAGCCAGCCCUCGAACAUUACUUUGACAAGAUUGCUCGCGAAAUAUUGGCCUACGAGAAGCAGAACACUAUCAAUCUACAAAGAAUUAUUAUUGACCCUAUGACCAAGCUCUACCAACUGGAUAUCAAGCAGGCCGAGGCCAAGAAGCGGGAUUUCGAGGAGGAGAGCAAAGAUUAUUAUGCCUACGUCUCACGAUAUCUAGGCCAGAGACAAGAUUCUCUAAAGCAGAAGAAACGCGCAGAAAGCGACUCGAAGUACCAAUCCAAACGCCGUAACUUUGAGUUGAAGCGUUUCGACUACUCUUCUUUCAUGCAGGAUCUUCACGGCGGACGCAAAGAACAAGAAGUUCUGUCACAUUUGACGAAGUAUGCGGAUGCUCAGACAAGGAGCUAUUUAGCGACCGCUAAGAAGGUCGAGGAGAUGCUACCACAAUUGGAUGCCUUGAGUACCGAAGUUCAGGAAGCGGAUAAAGAAUUCCAGUAUCAGCGAACGGAGCGAGAAGAGAAGCGGCGGACUCUGGAGAAGAGCACUAUCACCUAUGUUGAACCUGAGACUGUUCCUGCAGUUGGGGUGCCUCCUUCGAGUUCAUAUUCUGCAGCCACGGGGACAACGUCCUAUAUCUCUGAUGGUGAGCUCGGUCGAGCAGAUAGCACUGCUUCGACACUUAGAGCUAUAAAUACGAAUGGAACGACUACGACUCCAUCGGCUAACGGGGGCGGAACUGAGUUCUCUAGAUCUCCUGGCAGUUUACAAUCAACUGUUGGAUCAGUCGGCAGUCCAGGUCCCAAUUCGAAAUUCAGGGGUAUUCGUGAUUUGGAAGAAAAAGAUCAUAGUCAAAUUUCAUCAAGCGAGAAAAAUGGCACCCAGCGGAAGGAAGGGCUUUUGUGGGCACUGAGCAGACCCGGUAGCCACGCCGAUCCAAGAGGUUUGAACAAGCAGGCAUGGCACAAAUUCUGGAUUGUGCUGGAUGCUGGUAAAGUGUCUGAGUAUAGUAAUUGGAAGCAACGACUCGACUUACAUAUGGAGCCCAUUGAUCUUCGCAUGGCCUCUGUCCGCGAAGCCCGGAAUGCAGAACGCCGGUUCUGUUUCGAGGUUAUUACACCGCAGUACAAACGAGUUUACCAGGCAACAUCUGAAGAAGACAUGAACAACUGGAUCUCUGCGAUCAAUAACGCUAUUCAGAGUGCGGUUGAGGGCAGAGACAUGCGGGACGUGCCUGCUCUAACCCGACACCAAGAACCACAUUCGAUCCGUAAAGAUAUUGGCUCGAUUUUAACUGGAAAGACGAGUCUUUCCUUGAACCAUGGGGGCAGCCAUAAUUCGAGUCAGACUAACGCGAAUAAUGUCUUCCGAAGGACAACGGUGGGCGCUAGACCUGCCUAUAAUCGGCAAAACAGCGCUGGAUUCGACGAGAGCCCCGACAAACUCCUCCAGCUGUUGCGAGACGCCGACCAAGGCAAUUGCUGGUGCGCAGAUUGUGGAUCUGGGAUCAAGACAGAAUGGGUGUCCAUCAAUCUCGCGAUCGUUCUUUGCAUCGAGUGCAGCGGCAUUCAUCGUUCUCUCGGUACACACAUUAGCAAGGUCCGGUCCCUCACCCUGGACAUCAACUCUUUCACGACAGACAUCGUCGAGCUUCUUCUUCUAGUCGGCAAUCGUGUAGCUAAUAUGGUCUGGGAAGCGAAGCUCGAUCAGAAGACCAAGCCGUCACCACAAGCAACCCGCGAAGAACGUUUGAAGUUCAUCACUGCCAAAUAUGUGGACCGAGCGUACGUCGAACCGAUAUCAACAACGCUAUCUCGGUAUGCUACAGCGGAUGAGACGCUUUUGGCUGCUAUCAAGAAGAAUGAGAUCCAACAAGUAAUCUACGCACUGGCGCUCAAGGCCAAUCCGAAUGUCCUCGAUAAAUCCAGGGGGACGCAUUCAGUGUUUUUAGCACUUGCGGCAGCGGACCCAGCAGCGCCUUCGCCGGUCGCCUCAACAACUCGAUCCGACUCGUCGGCUAAGGUGACAGCGUUCCCGAUUGCAGAACUGCUUGUCCAAAAUGGUGCUGAGAUUGCAUCCGCUUUGCCAGCGUUCCCACUGAGUCGAAGUGCUUCGUUGUAUAUUGAACAGAAAACUAGUCGAGGAGGGCCUUCUGGGGACACGCUGGGGGCUCUUCCCAUGAUGAAUUCAGGGGGGAGCCAACAAAAUCAGCGUGAGGCUCGGCUGCAGAAACGAGUCAGUGCUGGUGGACGUCUAGCAAAAGCUCCUAUCCCUGAGAAAUGAUGAGGUUAUGGAAUGCAUGGGUUUAUGAUUGAUGCAGUGACGGGAGAUACCAUGGGAAAACUAGCAUUCCGGCGUUUGGUUGUCUUUGUUUCUGGGUGCAUCGCUGAACGUACAGAUGGAUACUUGUUGUUGCAGAGAAGUGCCAUUGAUGGAGCAUGGCUCCAAGGGUUGGAAAUGAUAAUGUCGAUAAUAUUAAUAGAUCAAGGCAGGGCCAAUGAAAUGGGGCGCUGGCUUGGGAAAAUGGAAGACUUUGCGCUUGCUGCCUGUUGUUGGAGUUCAAGUCUGGU